UCCUGCCCUCGCUCUGCAGCCUCCCCUCCACGGGCGGCCAGCGCAGCUUUGCAAGGGGGGAGGAGGGCCGGAGCCCAGCCCAGGGGCGGGGCGGCGCGGGAGCCGCGCGCAGCUCUCCGGGACUUGUAGUUCUCUCUGGGUUCUUUGCGGCACGGUACGCCGAGCGCAAACUCCAUCUCCCAGGAGGCAUUGCAGUGAGCCCUCCAGCUCCCCGCUCGCCCAGGCUGGAGCUCAGACCGGCUGGUCUUAAAGGGGACGCAGCCUGAGUGGCGGUUCGCGGGGUGGCCCCCGCUCCGGCUCCUCCCCGUUUCCCGCACCUCGUCCCUCCCCACGCACCGUCCCGCAGCCCCGCAGCCCAGCGGCAGCGCGGCUGACUCGGGAUCCCUGGGUUCAAGCUUGUGCAGAGCUGGGUGGGGAGUUUGGACUUUGCAGUGAAAGCAGCAUCCCUGCCGGCUGGGACCUGGCGGAGGGCGUCCCCACUCCAGGGGGAGCAGAGGACUCGCCCUGACCUAGCCUGGCCUAGCCUAUUCCUGCCAGGCCUGAGCGCCCCGCCCAGAAGCCGGCUCUGAGGCCGGGGCCACCGGGGUCCCAGAGCGUGGCGCCAUGGACAAGAUCCUGGAGGCGGUGGUGACGUCCUCGUACCCCCUGAGCGUGAAGCAGGGGCUGGUGCGGCGCGUGCUGGAGGCCGCGCGGCAGCCGCUGGAGCGGGAGCAGUGCCUGGCGCUGCUGGCGCUGGGCGCGCGCCUCUACGUGAGCGGAGCUGACGAGCUGCCCCGCCGCGUGGGCUGCCAGCUGCUGCACGUGGCCGGCCGCCACCACCCCGACGUCUUCGCGGAGUUUUUCAGCGCGCGCCGCGUGCUUCGCCUGCUGCAGGGGGGCGCCGGCCCGCCGGGCGUCCGCGCGCUCGCCUGCGUGCAGCUCGGCCUGCAGCUGUUGCCCGAGGGGCCGGCAGCCGACGAGGUGUUCGCGCUGCUGCGGAGGGAGGUGCUGCGCACCGUGUGCGAGCGCCCGGGGCCCGCCGUCUGCGCUCAGGUGGCGCGGCUGCUGGCGCGACACCCGCGCUGCGUCCCCGACGGCCCGCACCGCCUGCUCUUCUGCCAGCAGCUGGUGCGCUGCCUCGGCCGCUUCCGCUGCCCGGCCGAGGGCGAGGAGGGCGCCGUGGAGUUCCUGGAGCAGGCCCAGCAGGUGAGCGGGCUCCUGGCGCAGUUGUGGCGCGCCCAGCCCGCCGCCAUCUUGCCUUGCCUGAAGGAGCUGUUCGCUGUCAUCUCCUGCACAGAGGAAGAGCCGCCAUCUAGUGCCCUGGCCAGCGUGGUUCAGCACCUACCGUUGGAGCUUAUGGACGGCGUCGUCCGGAACCUCAGCAAUGAUGACAGUGUGACAGACUCUCAGAUGCUGACUGCCAUCAGCAGGAUGAUCGACUGGGUGUCGUGGCCCCUGGGGAAGAACAUUGACAAGUGGAUCAUUGCACUGUUGAAGGGCCUGGCUGCUGUUAAGAAGUUCAGCAUCUUGAUAGAGGUUUCACUCGCCAAAAUUGAGAAGGUUUUCUCCAAGCUUCUGUACCCCAUUGUCCGGGGAGCUGCCUUGUCUGUCCUCAAGUACAUGCUCCUGACCUUCCAGCACUCCCAUGAGGCCUUCCACCUGCUCCUCCCUCACAUCCCGCCCAUGGUGGCCUCUCUGGUCAAGGAGGACUCCAACUCGGGGACCAGCUGCCUGGAGCAGCUAGCAGAGCUGGUCCACUGCAUGGUCUUCCGGUUCCCAGGCUUCCCAGAUCUGUACGAGCCUGUCAUGGAGGCCAUUAAGGACCUCCAUGUUCCCAGUGAGGACCGCAUCAAGCAGCUGCUGGGGCAGGAUGCCUGGACCUCGCAGAAGAGUGAGCUGGCUGGUUUCUAUCCCCGGCUCAUGGCCAAGUCAGACACGGGCAAGAUUGGUUUAAUCAAUCUGGGCAACACAUGCUACGUGAACAGCAUCCUUCAGGCCUUAUUCAUGGCUUCUGACUUCAGACACUGUGUGCUCAGAUUGACUGAGAACAACUCCCAGCCCCUGAUGACCAAGCUGCAGUGGCUCUUCGCCUUCCUGGAGCACAGCCAGCGGCCUGCCAUCUCUCCAGAGAACUUCCUCUCUGCAUCCUGGACACCCUGGUUCAGCCCUGGCACCCAGCAGGACUGCUCAGAGUAUCUGAAGUAUCUGCUGGAUCGGCUACACGAAGAGGAGAAAACAGGGACAAGGAUCUGCCAAAAGCUCAAGCAGUCCAGCUUGCCCUCCCCUCCCGAGGAGCCCCCCAGCCCAAGUCCCACCUCUGUGGAGAAGAUGUUCGGAGGCAAGAUCGUGACUCGGAUACGCUGUCUCCGCUGCCUCAAUGUCUCCUCCAGAGAGGAGGCCUUCACGGACCUCUCUCUUGCUUUCCCCCCCACUGAGCGCUUUCGCCGCCGCCGCCUGGGCUCAGUGAUGCUCCCCGCAGAGGACAUCGGGGGCCGGGACCCCCCACCACCCUCCCAAGCCCAGGUUCCAAGCAGGGUGGGUCCUCGGAGGCAGAGGAAACACUGUGUCACGGGGGACGCACCCCCCUCCGUCCUGGACAUUGAAGGCCUGGGCCCCCAGGGACCUGGGGGGCAGAGCAGUGGGGAGGAGAAGGUGGAGAGGGAGGAGGAAGCACAGGAGGAGGAAAGGCCCCGGGGGGAGGAGGAGGAGGAGGAACAGGAGAAAGAGAAAGAAGAGGAGGAGGAAGAAAAGGCAGAGAAGGAGAAGGAGGCCGAGAAGGAGAAGGAGGCCGAGACGGCGAAGAAGGAAGAGGACAGCCCGGGACCGGGGACCCACCGGGGUGGCGCCGCCCCCGCCGGGGAGGGCUCCCGCUCUGUGCUGGACCUGGUCAACUACUUCCUGUCCCCCGAGAGGCUGACGGCCGAGAACCGCUACCACUGCGAGCCCUGUGCCUCGCUGCAGGACGCCGAGAAGGCGGUGGAGCUGAGCCAGGGGCCGCGCUACCUCAUCCUCACCCUGCUGCGCUUCUCCUUCGACCUGCGCACCAUGCGCCGCCGCAAGAUCCUGGACGACGUCUCCGUCCCCUUGCUGCUCCGCCUGCCGCUGGCGGGGGGCCGGGGCCAGGCCUACGACCUGUGCAGCGUCGUCGUGCACUCGGGGGUGUCCUCGGAGAGCGGUCACUACUACUGCUACGCCCGCGAGGGUGCCGCCCGGCCGGCCCCGGGCGUGGGUGCUGCCGACAGGCCCGAGCCCGAGAACCAGUGGUACCUGUUCAACGACACCCGGGUGUCCUUCUCCUCCUUCGAGUCCGUCAGCAACGUCACCUCCUUCUUCCCCAAGGACACGGCCUACGUGCUCUUUUACCGGCAGCGGCCCGGGGAGGCGCCCGAGGCCGAGCCGGGCUCCCCCAGAGGCCGGACGGAGCCCACCCUCCACAAAGAUCUGAUGGAGGCCAUUUCCAAAGACAACAUCCUUUACCUGCAGGAGCAGGAGAAGGAGGCCCGCAGCAGGGCGGCCUACAUCUCUGCGCUCCCUGCAUCUCCGCACUGGGGCAGGGGCUUCGAUGAAGACAAGGAUGAGGACGAAGGCUCUCCGGGAGGCUGCAGUCCUGCAGGUGGCAGUGGCGGUGACUUCCACAGACUGGUCUUCUAGUGUGGACCCAGCCCCAGGCUGCUCCCAGCUGCGGGGGCCCCACAGCUCACUGCAAGGGAGGCCUUGACCCUUUCCUUCUGGGAACCGGGUGGGGACCGAGGCCAAGGCGCUCUGCCAGGUGGGGGCUGAGGGAAGCUGUGGAGGCUGUGGAGGCAGGUCCAGCCCCUAAGACAGGCCCUUCCAAGGGCAGGAAAGGGGGAGAGGAAGCUUCUGGGACAUGGGUCCUCAGCCUGAAGGGUGUGCAGAGACUCAGAUACAGAGGUGAGAGCCAAGCCCCUGACACUGGGAUCAGCCCCAUUCAGAUUUCUCACCCAAGUGUCCUGGUCAACCUGAAGCAGCUUAGAUGGACACUCUGGGCCUUGUCCCCCCGUCCCCCCCAGCAGGCUAUGUGAUGGGGCUGAUUCACAGCUCUAGUGCUUUGCCAUCAAGUAGCAUUUCCCUCCUCGCUCCUUUCAGACCAUCCUAUCGCUCUGUAGUACGAGCAGCAGAGCAGGGUCUGGGGCGUGUGUGUCCCCGCGGCCCCUUCUGGGCUCUGAGGGCUUUCAGAGGCACACGGUGUGGCUGCCUGCACCCCUGGUACUUGAGGGGAGUGUAGGUGGGAAGCAGCCUGGCGCGGGGGCAGAGACUGUCGGUGCAGAGGGGGCAGGACAGCCCCCUCCCCCCACAGCGGGAGACCCUUCAUCCCCAAACCCCAUCUCCCCAGCCUGCCUCAGUGCCUGAGAUGCCGCCAUUUGCAUCCCCUUUCUGGUUGAGCGAGAGAAUCCUUACUUUACCGCAACUGUGUGUGUGUUUCUCAUGAAGCCGUCGUCGGACCGGAGGAAAGCUGGCUGGCUCAGCUCCUCCUUUGUGGCAUUCAAGCCGUGGCCUGGGCACGGGGGGCGGUGGGGGGGUGGGUGAGGAGCAGCUAUGGACGUCAGUGUGCCCGGACACUGCUGUACCCUUCCACAUGGAGAGAGGAGACCCAAACGGGAAUAAAGUGGGUUCUCUGAAGCCUGUAAAGAUGUUGUUCUUUCUGCCUCCGUGGCUGUGGCGGCGGC
Mirounga angustirostris (Northern elephant seal) is the source of this 4667-nucleotide messenger RNA. It is a transcript of the gene USP35, whose product is annotated as ubiquitin specific peptidase 35. The record is from RefSeq and is a predicted model, not a curated record. The coding region runs from base 604 to 3630 and encodes 1008 amino acids. Lineage: Eukaryota; Metazoa; Chordata; Mammalia; Carnivora; Phocidae. Gene Ontology annotation, biological process: protein deubiquitination. Gene Ontology annotation, molecular function: cysteine-type deubiquitinase activity. Gene Ontology annotation, cellular component: nucleus; cytosol. The transcript has 11 exons.